Messenger RNA from Odontomachus brunneus, 1512 nucleotides. It is a transcript of the gene fh, whose product is annotated as frataxin homolog, mitochondrial. The record is from RefSeq and is a predicted model, not a curated record. Lineage: Eukaryota; Metazoa; Arthropoda; Insecta; Hymenoptera; Formicidae. The transcript has 5 exons. Gene Ontology annotation, biological process: iron incorporation into metallo-sulfur cluster; intracellular iron ion homeostasis. Bases 391 to 1023 code for a protein of 210 amino acids. Gene Ontology annotation, molecular function: ferroxidase activity; ferrous iron binding; ferric iron binding. Gene Ontology annotation, cellular component: mitochondrion.
GUUCCAUAAUGAUUCGUUGAGGGUAUCGAAAUGAUCCUCGAAUAGCAGUUGACCGCCGGCUGAAAUUACAUUCGUCGACGUGGCGCUUUGUUCUGUGUUUGGCGUGGACUCUUGGCCGACAAACGCUGUUAUUAAUUCAACGACUGUCAAGGAAGCUUCUACGAGUCACGACGAUCCUCCCGAUAAGACUUCUUGAUUGUCACAUCCUUUCCUUCCGCAUUAUGCACUGAUCCUCGCGCGAGACCCACCAGGUCAUGUUGGAAUAGAAAACUGCUGCUGUCAAACGGAGCUCCAUAGCAGAUCUAUGAAAGCGCCACUACUCUCAGGAAUCUCCGUGUUUCACGCUAGCCGUGGAAUUUGUUUAAUCGAUAGAACCUCAAGGAGACUAUCAUGUUCACCAUUAUAAGAAGAUCUGGCAUAAUUUCAAGACUGCCGUGUAGUUUAUUCAACAAAUCCUCAAUCGGACGAGUUGUGUCGCGAUUUAAUAGAUGUAACAGCUACGUUGGAGGUUAUGUUAGUCGUAAUUCAACGCGAUUUUUAAGUAAACAUUAUAGAAAACCGCUUCGAGCAUCUAUACAGAGAUUUAGUUCAAGCUCUGAUUCAUCAUAUUCGACAGAAUUUGAACUUAAUACUGUGCAAUAUCAUAAAAUCUGUAAUGAGACGUUGGAGUCAUUAACUGAGUAUUUCGAAGAAUUGAUUGAAGCAGCAAGCCAUCUACCAGAUGCUGAUGUACUUUUUGGAGAUGGUGUACUGACUGUCAAGUUUGGCAAACCGUAUGGUACUUAUGUUAUAAAUCGUCAAACUCCAAAUAAACAGAUCUGGCUGUCCUCACCAAAGUCUGGACCUAAACGUUAUGAUUUUAAAAAUGGUCAAUGGAUAUAUAAACAUGAUGGCAAAUCGAUACACGAAUUGCUCAAUAAUGAGAUACCAGCAAUUGUGAGGAGUCAAGUGCGCUUUGACAAGUGUUCCUAUAGUGGCAGAGAGAAACAAGCUGUGAUGGAUAGUCUUGCUUCCCGAGAUUAAUGCUAGUGAAGAUUUAAUUAUGAUUUAGCACAAGCCUAUUAUAUAUAAUACUUAAUAUUAUAUAUAUAAUAUUAAGGUUUAUAUUGUGGACAAAUGACUUUCAAAUCAAGAUAAAUUGGUUUUUAUUAAUUUUUGAUGCAAUUAUUAUAAUUUGCAUAUGAUAUUAUCUUUACAUCUGGAACCAUUCUAUGUGGAAGUGUGAUAAUACAAAUGCAUAUCUAUGCAAUCAAAUUAUGAUGUUAGAAAGUUGCAUUGAUGUGUUUAAUUAAUUCCCAACGUUACUUACAUCGUAUAGAAUAUUCCACAGCACACGAUCUCGCGGCGGAGAAUAUAUAAUAUAUAUAUGAUACAUAUGUACAGAAAUCAUUAAAGGACUGAUUUGUAAAAUUUGUACAUAAAUUUGUACAAAACUACUGCAGAAGAAUAUUGACAUUACAUGUGGUAGCUUAUAGAUUCUUGAUGUAAGUAAAUAUAAUAUGUUAUAGACGA